GUGUAUGUUAUGUUUGAUCUAAUAUGUCCAUCUAACUGUGGUCCACUCACUUGCAAUGAAUUUUUCUGUUCAAUUACAUUACAUGGUACAUCCAAGGAGAACAGCACCUUCAGACUCAUGUAGCGUGACAACGGGAGUAGAUGACCUAUACUGGAGCAGACACAGACAGACAGUAUCAGUAGUAUAAGUGAACAAUCAGUCUGUGACUGCCAGGAAGGUAUGGCUAGUCAGACCACGGAAUUAGGAUGUGAGACCGACAAGCGGAGUAUAGAAGAGCAGAGAAACAAAGGUGACAGCCACGUGAAGGCUGGUUCAGGGAGUCCCCGAUCCGGCACACCGCCUAGUAGUAUAUCUUCCGGUGUGUCUAUAUCCGCAGACGCGGCGGGGCCUGUUGCCAAGAAAGGUGGGGCUGAUGGACGAGGGUCUGUUGUUGGCACAGGCGGGAACGACGAUAAACCUAGCAAAACCCAAAAUGAUGCGGAACAGGAUAACGGUGUGGUCUUGAUGGAUAUAGAUAAGUUAGCAGAUAAUGCAGUCGCCUCGUGCAGCGACGAUGUUGACGCCAUGUCUGAAACCAUGGUCGUGGAUAGCUCAUCUGAGGCUGAUAUUUAUGAUGUGCCUGCUAGCACAGGAGCAGACGCAGAGCGAGAUGCGAGCGGCGAUGGAGAGGUGGAUGGAAAGAUUGGCGGAGAAGAACCUGCGAAAGAUAAGCCGAUCGUAACGCCAGCUACACAAGUAGGUGGCGUUGAAGCACCGGCCGCUGUCAAGGAGGCGAGUGAUGCAGAAUCGGGUAGUCAGCCAGAAGCAGACACAAAACAGGGUGCGGUGCAGGUGAUUGUGAGCCACUAUGCAGAUUCGGCGCGAAAGAAGGACAUGAAUGAGAAUGAUGAUGUAGUUGGCAAAAAAAUGGAUGACGAUGGAGGGAAGAAGGAUGAGAAAACUUCGGGUACAGUGGGGGUUGCGAGUGGUGUAGCCACGACCGCCAGCGGUGUCGAACAGAGCACUCGGGACGCCAACCAAGUACACACGAUGGACACUAGCAGAGACUCUGAGAGUGAGAUGGAGCACGACACGGACGUGCCUGAAGCGGAUGAAGACAAUCGGGCGAGUUCAGGCGAGCGGGCGGUUGCACAACCAAUCCCGCUUUUACCUAAGAAGCCGGACGUGCCAUUGAUCACUGAAAAGGAUGAGAAAAUGGGAGGGCCCAAGAGUCUGAAAAAUAUUCGGAAUGGUAAAGUUUCCGCUGUGGUUUCGCCACAGCAUGCGAGUGAUGGGGCUGCCACUGCACGCCCAGAGGAUUCGGGGCGGGCGAGCGUAAGUGUGGGCAGAGCCAAUCGCAUAAGUAGAUUGGGUGACGCGGAGACCUGCACUAAUACCUCCACCAGUGACUCAAGGAAGGAUACGAAAGUCAUGGAUAGCCCACACGCAGAUAUCACACGUACCAAACAUCCCGCGCAUGACGAAGCAGCAGCAACAACUCACAUCACAGCCAGCCACCCUACACCAACAGACACAGAUGCUUUAGACAAAAACCAGGGCUCGCCCGCCAUACGCCAAGCGCCUGAGCCUAUCCUCAUCACCAGCGCACCAAAAGCCAUACCAAUUGCCCCCAACCCUAUACGCAUUGGCCCCCCUCCAGCCCCCGUCUCGCUGAAGCCGAGGCCGGUGUUGGCACCUCGAGGAGUGGCACUGAAACGCACGCACACGGGAAGUAGCGUCAAUAAUGGGCACAAGGCAGGAACUCCGAUAUCUCAGGCCCCCACUCCGGUCAUUAUUGGGUCUGCAGCACCACCACCUCCCGCACCCACACCCAUACCCAUAGGCAUCACCAAAGCCGACAGCCUUAGCACCGUCAGAUUGGGUGCUGAUGAAGGCGCUGGUAGUGUGCGUAGUAACAGCAGCUAUGAAGAGGCGGCCGUUGGCGAACACCGCGGGCACCCACAGUACAGUCUGGCGGGGGCACGGUUGCGACCGCAGCAGUCCAUUGGGGACAUAAUGACCUGUGGUGGCCUGCGGGUGUCCAAACCAGACGACUGGGACCGCACUUCCUACGGCGAGGACAGAGAUCGAGACGGAGACAAGGGCGGGGCCCGGAAUGUAGCCCUGGGUAUGUCUGGUGUCGAUCUCACGAAGGUGCCUGAGAGUCCGCUACAGCAGGGCAUGGACAUGUCGCUGCGAAUGGUCAAGCAGGAGCUGGGCGAUAUCCUGGGGUCGUUCUGUGAUAAGCAGAAGCGCUGCGUGGAGUUUGAGCAGGCGCGGUUGGCGCGUGCGUGGGCUGAGUUUGAGAAGGCGCGCGUCGAGUUAAACGCCGGGCGCAAGGCCAGCAGUCUGGGCGAGUGGAACUGGAGUGGCGCGGGACCAAUAGCACGGGUAGAGGUGCCGGGGGAGCGAGCAGCCAGAGUCAGCCGAUAG
This is a messenger RNA of Sphaeroforma arctica JP610, 2412 nucleotides long. RefSeq lists its product as hypothetical. Lineage: Eukaryota; Ichthyosporea; Ichthyophonida. The transcript has 2 exons. The coding region runs from base 220 to 2412 and encodes 730 amino acids. The record is from RefSeq and is a predicted model, not a curated record.